This is a messenger RNA of Leptosia nina, 726 nucleotides long. Lineage: Eukaryota; Metazoa; Arthropoda; Insecta; Lepidoptera; Pieridae. The record is from the annotation of a GenBank genome assembly.
AUGGGUAAAGUGGGAAGCAAGCCCAUGGCAACAUUGAAACAUUGCACUCUGUGGAAAGCGGACCGCAGUCCUUCUUGCAGAGCGGUAAUGAUGGGUUUGGAUGCUAUGAACAUCAGCAUAACGGAAGUUGACGUAGACAUAGACAAAGCUGAACAUAGAGCUCAAGAUAUUGUUGCUAUGAACCCCUUUCAAACUUUACCGAUAUUUAAAGAUAGAGAACUUAUUUUGACAGACAGUCAUUCCAUUAAUACCUACCUAGCUGCGAGAUACCAUAACUGUAAUAAGUUACUGCCAAGAGACCCUGGGGGACGCGCUGUAGUGGAUCAGCUUUUACUUUACAACUGUGGCGUUCUACAACCCCGAUACCGGGCUGCCGCGGACCCAAUCUUGUAUGAGAACUGUCGUUUCGUUUUGCCUGACCAGAUUUACGAAAUUGAGAGUUCCUAUUCUGACCUGGACGGUAUACUCUCUGGACGGCCGUGGCUAACCGGCUCUUUGAUGACACUUGCUGAUAUUUCCAUUGCGGCUACCGUCAGCACAAUGAACAUCCUUGUGCCAGUAGACAAAAAGAAAUUUCCAAAUUUGAUACGAUGGAUGUACACAAUGUCCGAAGAAUCUUUCUAUAGCACAGCAAAUGACAAAGGUCUAGAAGAGUUUGCGAGAAGAAUAGGCAAGUUUCUCAAUGUUGAAACCUCUAGUAAAAUAUGCUACGAAUUCGUAAAAUAA